Messenger RNA from Aspergillus alliaceus, 486 nucleotides. RefSeq names its product tropomyosin. The coding region runs from base 1 to 486 and encodes 161 amino acids. Gene Ontology annotation, cellular component: actin filament; actomyosin contractile ring. Gene Ontology annotation, molecular function: actin filament binding. NCBI's taxonomy places the organism in Eukaryota, Fungi, Ascomycota, Eurotiomycetes, Eurotiales, Aspergillaceae. Gene Ontology annotation, biological process: mitotic cytokinesis; actin filament organization. The transcript is spliced from 3 exons. The record is from RefSeq and is a predicted model, not a curated record.
AUGGAAAAGAUCAAGGAGAGAAUGAACGCCCUCCGCCUGGAGGCCGACGAUGCCCAGGAGAAGGUGGAGGAGUUGAAGACUAAGGUCAAGACUCUGGAGCAGGAGAAUCUGGCGAAGGAACAAGAGAUCACAUCCCUCAACCACCGCAACCAGCUUCUUGAGGGUGAGGUGGAGAAGUUGGAGACUGCCCUCAAGGAGGCCAAGGAUGCUGCCAACCAGAGUGCCCAGCACGACACUCAGAAUGAAAGUCUUCAGAGACGUUUGCAACUCUUGGAAGAGGAGCUCGAGCAGGCUGACAAGAAUACCAGGGAGACAACUGAGAAGCUCCGCCAAACUGAUGUCAAGGCUGGCCACUACGAGCGCAAGGUGCAGGCUCUCGAAUCGUCUCGUGACGAAUGGGAGAGCAAGUAUGAGGAUAUGGCCAAGAAGUACGCCGAAUUGCAGAAGGAUCUUCAUGAACUGGAGGUUUCUAUAAGCAAUGUUUAA